Anarrhichthys ocellatus (wolf-eel) is the source of this 2521-nucleotide messenger RNA. RefSeq names its product protocadherin beta-1-like. NCBI's taxonomy places the organism in Eukaryota, Metazoa, Chordata, Actinopteri, Perciformes, Anarhichadidae. Gene Ontology annotation, cellular component: plasma membrane. The record is from RefSeq and is a predicted model, not a curated record. The transcript has a single exon. The annotation marks the transcript as partial. Gene Ontology annotation, biological process: homophilic cell-cell adhesion. Gene Ontology annotation, molecular function: calcium ion binding.
AAGUCCAUCAGACUUUGCUGAAGUAUUUGGAGAUUGUGAUGCAUCUCCUGAGGUAAGAACAUCAAACAUUCGAUCAAUUAUUGUAUUUGAAAAAAAGGGUUUCAGUAAGAAUUACGGUGGAUUCUUUUCCACAUCACCAACUGAAAUCAGUGGUAGAUUUUGUGCUCACUAUAGUUGUCAUCUGUUGCCUUUGGGGCGGUCUUCACAGCUAUGUUGGUACUUGGACACACUUCAAGAAAUAAUUGUUUUUGAGCGUUUAAUAUCUUGCUAUGAGACAUUUGUCAUUCACUUAAUACUUCUAAAAGGUGUAGUUAUUGCCACCAAACAGGAAUAAAAGAUUAGACAAAUAUGACCUUUUAACAAUUAAAAAAUCUCUAUUGUUGAUAUUUUUUUACAUUUGUUUUUUAAGUUGGUCUUGCUUUUAUUGGUUGUUUUUUUUAGGUAAGAGUGACCAGAUUGAGUCUUUAUUUUCAUAGAAAAUAUGGGAUACCUUGUAAAUCCUAGUAUGGCCUUGGUAUUCUCCAUCAUGACAUUUGUUUUUUUAUCUUCUUCCUUCUUCCUCUACCGUACAACUACAUGCAAUUCAGUUUGAUGAAUCUUUUCUUGUAACAAAUCUGCAGUUUUUUAAAAUCUAUUUUUUAUAUAAUCAGAUUUACAUUUCCUCUUUCCUAUUUACCUACUCUAAUCAGUUUGCUGUUUUUUUUAAAGCAAUAGUUUUUAUUUUCUCAAUUCAACAGCUGCUGCAUUUUGGAGUAAAGUGUAGCUCUCUGUCCAAGUUGUUGGAUUUUGUAAAUGAGUAGCCUUUGCAAGAGUUCAUUGGUUUUGAACAAAGUGAUGAUAAUCCUUCAGUUCAAUCAAGUGCUGUUCUUGUUGUGCCCUUAAUAUCUUUAAUAUCUUGUACAUUUUCCCUUGUUUAUCUCUUGCUGGUAUUUAGCUGUCACUUUAAGAGUAGGUUGUCAUAUCAGUGAAAGCUAAACGUUAUAUCUUACGUGAAGACAAGGAUAUAAAUGAUCACUUUCGUUUUUCCACACCCAAGAAGCAGUGCUUAAUAUGACCUGCUGUUCUCUUAGACGUGCCCUUUACGCUUGAUCCUCUUAACAAGUCUUAAGACAUCAUUUCAUUAUCUGAUUUCCCUUGAACGUGCAUAAUGAAUGCUCUUUAUAGGCAGUUAUUUGUAAGGCUUGUACAGAUUUGCUGCGAAUUGAACAAUGCAAUUUCUAGAGGAGACUCGCGAUGUCGCUAUCCACCAGCUGUAAUAGAUUGUGUGUCGAUAUCAACCCACUUUCGUCGACGCACAAUUUGACUAAAUGUGCUGCAGUUGAUCGUCUAGUGAGGAAGAGACGUGGUCUUGGAUUGUGUUGAUUUUGGUGUAAAUCCUGAUUUUUUUUUUGGCUAUUCCUGUGCACUGACUAGGGAACAUUCGCUGUUUUAGGUCGUCGUCAUGAAGACUACUGAGCUCACAUUGCAAAGCUGUGCCUUGGCUUUACUGCUCCUUUCUUUGCAGUUUGUAAAUGGAGAUGUAAGCUACUCUUUUCCGGAGGAGAUGAGACGUGGAUCCUUGAUCGGUAAUAUCGCCAAAGACUUGGGUCUUGAAACAAGCAGUCUAUUCGCUCGAAAAGCCCGCAUUGAUACCGAGGGGAGCGACACACGUUAUUGUGACUUAAACCUCAGCAACGGGGAUCUGACUGUUGUUCAACGGAUUGACAGAGAGGGCCUUUGUGGAGACAAAGCAUCAUGCGUUUUAAAACAAGAACUCAUGUUAGAGAAUCCAUUAGAAUUACAUCGAAUUAGCCUGCAUGUCCAGGACAUAAAUGAUAACUCUCCACAGUUUAAUAACGAUCUGAUUCAUAUAGAUAUCAGUGAAUCCGCGGUAAAAGGUGCUCGCUUUCCAAUAGAAGAAGGACAUGAUGCGGAUGUAGGCAAAUAUUCAGUUCAGACGUACAACCUCCAAAGCAAUGAUAAUUUUAUUCUGGGCGUUGGAAGUAAUUCUGUGGAACUUGUCCUGAACAAAGAGCUAGACCGCGAACAGUUAAAAGAAAUCAAUCUUGUUCUUACAGCUCUAGAUGGAGGCUCUCAUCAGAGAUCAGGUACUGUAGUCAUACACGUGACUGUACUGGAUGCUAAUGAUAACGUGCCAGUGUUUAGCCAGACCGUUUAUAAAGCCAGUCUGCCUGAAAACUCUCCACUAGGUGCUGUCGUGCUGACAGUGAGUGCUACUGAUGCAGAUGAGGGACUAAAUGGAGACAUUAUAUAUGAUUUUGGACACAUUUCAGAAGAUAUUAAGUCAAUGUUUGCGAUAGAUCAUAAGACAGGUGAUAUACAAUUAAUGACGACAGUUGAUUUUGAAACAGCGUCAUCGUUUGAACUGCGCGUCACAGCAAAAGAUGGUUUGGGUAUAACGUCAUAUGCCAAAGUCAUCAUAGAUGUUACCGAUGUAAAUGACAAUGCCCCGGUUAUUUAUCUGAAAUCACUCGCCAAUCCCAUACCUGAGAACGUGUCACCUGGUACAGAGGUGGGCAUC